Molecule: messenger RNA, 5559 nt
Organism: Australozyma saopauloensis
Lineage: Eukaryota; Fungi; Ascomycota; Pichiomycetes; Serinales; Metschnikowiaceae
Product: snoRNA-binding rRNA-processing protein
Exons: 1
Coding region: 1-5559 (1852 amino acids)
Biological process (GO): positive regulation of transcription by RNA polymerase I; maturation of SSU-rRNA from tricistronic rRNA transcript (SSU-rRNA, 5.8S rRNA, LSU-rRNA)
Cellular component (GO): 90S preribosome; small-subunit processome; t-UTP complex
Molecular function (GO): snoRNA binding
Source: RefSeq, a predicted model, not a curated record
AUGAGUAGCUUGUCCCAACAGCUUCAGGCGAUCAGCGAAAAGAAUGCGUCUGUGGCUUUGGACAGAAAGUCCAGAUCCAAGAUUCAUGCGCGGUCGCUCAUGUUCGAUCCAAAAGUCGCUGCUGCCCAAGAUAUGGACUUCAUCUACGAAAUCGCAUUGGAGGGUUUAGACGAAUUGGUGGUGAUAGACGCUCGUUUUGAAAAAUUUCGUGCUUCUUUAUUUGCCGAAGCCUCAUUGACGUAUGAUCGUAAUGUUUCCACGAAGGAUAUCGUUGAUCAGGUCGACAAAAACAUCCUUGCAUUCAUCAACUUGACGUCACCACACCUCAAUUUGAGCCCUUCUCUCAAGGCCUUAGAAUGGUUGGUGCGUAGAUAUCAUGUCAACAUUCACAAUCCAGAGUUGUUGCUUCUUGCAGCUUUGCCUUACCACAAUAGAGCCGUUUUCACUCGUUUCAUGAGUGUCAUUCCAAAGACCUCGUGGCCCGCCAUUUUCUCUCCUAUAUUGGCAUACAAAGAUACGUUGGCUUGUCCCCCUGCGUCUUCUAUUUUGAAGUGCUUUCACAAUGAUGCGGCUUUCUUCCGUUUGUACUCGGAGCAUAUUUGCAAUGGCUUGCGCCAGCAGACCGUAUACAAAGAACAGUUGGUUUUCUAUUUAUCUAAUGCCGCCCAAGUUCUUGCUUCGUUCGCUCGCGACCAGAAAAAAUUAAACGACGAAUACAUUCCAAUUGUUUUGGAAGCUGCUGUGGAGUUUUUCAAGGAUCGCUCAUUCCGCUCUUCCACCCAUUUGGCUGCUGAUGUGCGUCUUACCAUCUACGGUAUCAUUUCUAUUUUGUGCUCAAUUACAACGCUAUCCGAUGAUCUUGUUUUUACUAUCACUAAGUCGAUUGUUCUGGGGGAGUUGGCUUUUUCGCCAAGCAUGAGAAGACUGACCUUAAUCAUGUUGGGUCAAUUGUGGAACUACUAUAAUGAGACUAGUGUACCAAAGAAUGCAGGUAUUUUUAGAAGACUCAAGCCAUCUGUUCUCUUGCAAGAUACACAACUUCUUAUCACUUUGGAGCAAGAGAGUUUCAGCAUCUCCAAAUUUCUCUUCGUGUUUUUUACCGAUUUGUAUGAACAGGAUAGAGAAAAUGCUUUUGAAGUUUUAAAUUAUAUCAAUCUUGAAGGAUCUGAUUUCUUGUGCGAAGCAGUUGCUGAAAAACUCAUCCUGAGCAUUAAGGGAAAUGAGAUCAAAGCUCACAGAGAGACUAUGAUCAAAUUUUUCACCAAAAUGGUGAAAACCAGAAAAGAAGCUCUCUCCAAGAUUUUGGCACAGCAUAAGAAAGCCAUCUCUGACUUGGAGUUGCAGCUUUUGUGCACCCUUGAUGAUUCUUCUGAGGACGUAGAGGUCGAGUUGAUCGAUGACGUCGAGAAAGAUCUUGCUCAACAUCUGGACAAAACGAAAUUGUUUGCCAAACACAAAUCUACGAAAACCAAUUUCUUCAAUGCCCAAAGCUCAGACGAGUUCCUUACCCUCGUGCAAAUUCUUACGAAAGCCAUUCAAGGUAUUCCUGCUGCUCUGCAAUUUUCCACACUCAAUGACUUUCUUGUUGCUGUAUUCAAAGACGUCAACUGUUCUGUGUCUUUUGCGUUGAGAAUGGCAUUUACUCCUUCCAUUCCAAAGUCACUAAGAUUAAUGGCCAUGAAGGCUGUCAACAAAAAGCUCGGUGACUUCAAUGAUCCAAAGCGUAAGACAGUCUUAUACCUUUUGACUCCAAUCUUGCUUCUUGGCUUGAGUUUAAACAAUAAAUCGUUGAGAGCUUACUUCAAAGAAGCAUUGAGCAUCGUGCACGAAAACAUAUUGAAGAUAUCGGCUUCUUCCACCAAAGCCGCAGAGCUUACAUUAUUCAUGGAAAAUCAAAUUUACGCGAAUGUCGAGUCUUCCAAACGAUCCCUCAUCUCGCCACAAGAUGCAAAGAGCAUGCUUGAUGCUAUCUUCAAGAAUACUGAUAUUCUCAAUGAUACUAUAAUUGAUUCCUCGCGGGUCAAUGUCUUGAUUUUUGACAAGCUUUUUAAAAUGACGAUGCCCAAGCAAAAGAAGUUUGGAUCUCUUCUACUUAGAACCUUCUUCAUUGGCCAAUGGACAAUUCCAGACUUGCUCUUCACAAUUAAAGAAAGAGCCUGGUUCAUUGUCUCAAAGCAGAAUACCAGUACCGGUGGCUCUGAUGACGCUCUUGCAUUUGUCAACGAUAUCAGAGGAUUUAUUCCAAACAUAUCCGCUUACAGAAAAGAAGCUGUUGAGGCUGGUAUCCCAUUCGAAGACGUGGUGUCCAACAUUUGCGAUAUGGUUGGUAGCCAGGUUUCAAAUGAUAAAAUAGCCUCAAAGGAGAUCGAUUGGAUUUUGAAAGCUUUGGCCUCAGAAGAUGAGCUUCAAAUUGCUGCAAGCAAGAGAUUGGUGCACCUCUUCCCUCAAUUCAAGUCUACUGACCUUAAAUUAAAAAUUUGCACCGAACUUAUCGAUGCCAUCACCUCUGAAAAUGAUACAGUUCUUGCAUUUGAUCCACUUGAGUUGUUGCAGAGUCUAGAUGUUUCCCAUCUGUUCAUGGUCAGCCUCUUGGGAACUGUGAACAUUGUCACACAGAUUCCUGAGCAAGGCCUUGCGAAAAGAAGAAGAAGAUCCUCCUCGAGCACGCAGAAGAACAUGGCAAGAGACGAUAUCACUUCAAUGGCAGCAAAUCAUUUGAAGAAACUAUCAGUCAUACUCGAUGUAUUAGAGGCUCAAUUGAGAAAGCAUGCCGACAAGCUUGCAUAUCCUGACUUGCUUCAGGCCAUGUUUAGAAUUCUAACUGAUUUAGACUAUCUCUGCAGUGAUGGCAAGAUGCCAGUCUUAUAUGCGCAAGAGACUUUGGCAUCUUGUAUGCUUUUGACAAUAGUUGGAAUGAAGAAUGCUUCAUCUCAGCAAAAAUUCGAGUUAGAUUCCAACUCUGUGAGAGCUGACUUGAUUGUUAACUCUAUCAGGCUUUCACAAUCCCCACAAGUUCAAAGUCGCUUGUUGCUUGUAAUUGCAGAGUUGGCUUCCUUAGCUCCAGAGAUUAUUCUUCACUCCGUGAUGCCGAUUUUCACUUUCAUGGGUGCUCACACCAUCAGACAAGAUGAUGAGUUUUCUAGCAAUGCUUUACAACAGACAAUUGCGAAGGUUGUUCCUGCUAUUACUGCUGCCUCUGAGUCAACCAGUACUGAGAUUGAAUUUUUGCUCACAAGCUUUGUCACUGCUUUCCAGCACAUUCCAAGACACAGAAGACUCAAGUUGUUUGUGUCGUUGACGAGAACUUUGGGUGCGGAGAACUCAUUGCACUCGAUUCUCUUCUUGAUUGCUCAACAGUACUCCACUAACUUGGUCAAAAAUAAGACUCACGAGUCUGCUAGCUUGUUGGAGUUUCCAAGUUCUCUUUUGAAGACCUUUAGCUCGGAGGAAUGUCUCAACAGCUUUGAAGGCUUUUUACAGCUCUGGGACGCAAUUCCAGACGAGACUCUUGAUUCUGAAAGUGAUACGUACGCCGAAUUGAGUUCAAGAUCAAUUUACGGAACUGCAGUCGUUGCUUUGCAAACUAAGGAUUUGCAAAAAUUAAAGGCCAACAUGCUUAAAUUCUUGAACGAGGUGCUUGCUUAUGACGAAGAGUCCACGUUUUCCAGUAAGCUUUUAUCCUUGAAGAUGAAGGUUUCGCUUGUUGUAUUCGAUAGCAAGAGUUCUGAGCGUCAGAAAACCGCUGUUUUGAAUUUGUUCAACAGAUUGACAUCCUUCAUCUUGAUCAAAUUGGAAACAUACUCCAACAUCGGAAACUCUCGCAGUGUCGACUCGAUUGAAGAAUUAUACCUGUUGUUGAAAAAGAUGCUCAAUUUGCUUCCAUUAAGCCAUUACAUCUCGUUCAUUGUUGGAUCUUUGAAUAAAAUAACUGAUCCAAUGUCGUUGAAAGUUGCUAAAAACUUUGCUAUUUUGGCAGGAACUAGAUUUGAGACGGAAAUCACUGCAAAUUCAUACGAUGACGAAGUCUCUGCAGUUGUGUCCAAUGACUUAUUGCCAGCUUUGAUCAGUGGUGUCAAAGAUAACAAAAACGGUGAAUUACUCCAAGCUUACUUAGACACUUUUGCUAUUAUAGUGUCGAAGUUCUCAGUCCAGGAGAUGAACUCUCCUGUGAAUGCAAAACUUCUCAUGGAGUCUUUGAAGGUGGUCACUUCAGAGCAGGGCCUUUUAAGUGAGAAAGUCGAGGUAAACAUUUCCUCUCUCAAUGUCAUAACAAAUAUUGUGAAGUGUCUCGGAGUCAAGUGUAUUGGAUAUUUCCCAAAGAUUCUUCCACCUGCUUUGAAACUAUGGGAGUCAACUGUUGACAAUGUGACAGAUGCAGACGAAGUUGACACCGAGGCAGAUACUGAUGCUAAGAUGUUAUUGCAAGGAUCAAUUUUGAUGUUGUUCUCUUGUUUGGUCAAGAAAAUGCCCGCGUUCGUGACGUCCAAUUUGAAAGCUAUUUUCCGUGCUAUCUUUUUGAGUGAUUACGUCGAUAACUCUAUUCGUUCCAGUGUUCUGGCACUUGUUGUCGAGCACAUAGACAAGACGCAUGUUUUACAGGCUCUCUGUAACUUGGCUCUCAACGAUGAAAUGUACGCGGUCACUAACCCCGCUAAUUUGGGUCUCUACUUGAACGCAAUCACCAACGCGAUUGACAGUGCUGAUAAGAAGGUGGCUACAAGCCAAUCUUCUUUGGUUAUGAAAUGGUUGGUGAAGUCGUUCGAAUUCAGAGUUGAGUACGGCGAGGCUCACUUCAGUGAAAACACUAUUUCUAGUAUCGAAGCCUCCUUCCACCAAUGUGCUCUCAAAUAUGUGAUGAAGUUAAACGACAAGAACUUCCGUCCUUUGUUUGCUGGUUUGGUGCGUUGGGCCUUCAAUGGAGAAGGUUCUGGUGCUGCGAAACACAAAGAAAUCGAAAGAUUGGUGGCCUUCUUCAAAAUUUUCAACAAGUUGCAAGAUAGCUUGAAGAGUAUUAUCACAUCAUAUUAUUCCUACCUUCUUGAUCCAGCCAUUAAUCUCUUGAAGGAGUUUGAGAGCGGCCAAAAGAAUCAAACAAAUCUUCGCAGACUCUUGUUGCACUCAUUGUCCUCAUCAUUCAAGUACGACCAAGAUGAUUACUGGUCGCACCAGUCUAGAUUUGACAGCAUUUUGGAGCCUCUCAUGGGUCAAUUGUCGAAUAUUGAGAACCCCUUGGGCAAGCAUUUGGUUAAGGCUAUUGCAUUCUUCGUCUCCAACGUUUCUUCUGAUGAGUAUAACGAGAAGUUGGUGCGUGGUUUAAUCAGAUACAUAUCCAACGAAUAUGAUAAUAGCCUGAGCACGAAGAUCUGGACUAUUCGUGUUUUGAAAUCGGUGUUCCAAAAGGUGGGCGAGCAAUGGCUUUCGUACUUGCCCACAUUUAUACCAUACAUUGCCGAGCUUUUGGAGGAUGAUGACGAGGAGGUUGAGAUGGAGGUUAGAAAAGACUUGGUCCGUGUCAUAGAAAACAUUUUGGGUGAGCCUCUUGACAGAUAUCUUAGUUAG